UUUCCCGUUGCCGUGGUGACACUGCCGCGGUAGCAGCGCGGUGUGGGGCUCUCGUCCUCUCCCUGGAGCUCCCGGCCGUCCGCUGUUGACGGAUGAGGAAUUUCAGGGCGGAGGGGCAGCCGGUUUCCAGAGGCGGCCAGAAAGGCGGAGGCUUCGUGAAGAGUUUGACUGAACGACAGAUUUCAAAACACAUAAGACGCUGUGGGAAGUAGAAUGUCGGAAGAUAUUGAAGGAAUUGAAAAAGAAGUAGAAAUUGAAUUAGGCAGAAUCAGUGUUUCUUCAUUUGGAACAGAUGAUGCUGAGACAGAGGUAUCAGAUGAACCCUGGAGUGACAGUGAGACAAUUUCAGAAGACUUGCCAGAAUCAAUUCUAUCCUAUUUAAAUUUUAUCAAGAGCAGCAAUCAAGAUGCUGCAAAGGUUAUACUGCAGGACUUAGAAGAUGAGCAAAGUACAAGUGACAUUUAUGAAGUAGUUUCUAGCCAUACUUCUGAAUCAAAUGAAGAUUCAAAACAAUUUAAUGAAAAGAUACUGCUUGGAGGAGAAAAUGAAGACUUGCAGCUUGCUGCAACACCUGAUUAUAGUCAGUCUAUCAGUGAUGAAGUGGUCACUGAUGACCACUUUCUUACAGUAGCUGGCCUUGGAAUGAGCGUAAGUCUUGCCCAUUGUGAAGUAGAGGAAAAGUGUAGAGCAGCACUUGAGCUUGAAGAUGAGAAGAUGAAAAAGUGGAAAGCUGAGAGAGAAUCAAGGGAAAAACAGAAUGAAGAGAAACAUGCAAGAAGGGUGCAGCAUCUGGAGCAAUUUGAGGCUGAAAGAAUAAAGUUAGAUCUUCUUCAUAAGAAACGCCAGGCUGCAAUAGAAGAUGAGUUACAGAAAGAAGAGGAAGCUUGGAGAAACAAAAUUAGGCAACAUGAGGAAUUGAUCAAGAAGCUACAGUUGCAAAUGGAAGAGGAGAAAAAGGCCUUGGAAGAACAGAAAGCAAAAGAAAGACAACAACUGGCUGAACAACAGAAUAUAGCAGCUGUGAAAAUCCAAGCUAGAUUUAGAGCAUUUUUAGUCCGUAAAAAAUACGGUCCCAUUUUAAAACAAUGGAAAUAUGAAAUGAGAAAGAAGCAGAAAAUGCUAGAGGAAGUAGAGAGAGAAAUGAAAGAAAGAGAGGAAAAACUGAACAGGCAAAUGGAAGAAAACAGGUUAAAGAGAAAAGAGGAAAGAAAGAGACAAGAAGAACUUGAAAGACAAGAAUAUUUGAAGCAAGUGAGGAGGCAUGAAGAAUAUGAGAAAAAGAAAGAAAGCCUGAGAUUGGAAAGAGAAAAACAAUUGCAAAUAAGAGAAGAACAAAGAAAAUUAGAACAAAAGAGAGCAAAAGCUGUGAUGAGUGAAAAUGCAAAGAAUAACACAGAAAACAUAAAAAAGGAUAAAAAGACAGAAAAUAUGAAAGUAAUAAGAGAAGACAAGGAGGAACUAAAUAAACAAGUAGAGAAACCAAAAGAAAAACAUGUUGAAAUGACGGAUGAAACAAAUAAUUGGAUGAUUCCAGCAGAAAGAAAUUUGACACCAAGUGUGCUAGGCUCUGAGAAGGAACAUUCUUCUCAAGUGAAUAAUGAGAACUUACACAUUAAUUCAGUAACACAAGUAGAAGAAAAUUACUCACAAAGAAGUUAUCUUGAUAAAGCUUCAAAUGGUCACAUUUCAAAAGAUGAAUCUCUUAACUCUGAUAAAGCUUCAAAUGGUCAUUUUUCAAAGGAUGAAUCUCUUAACUUCAGAGAUAGUGACACGGUAGAAAAUAAGGCAAACUGCAUAUGUAGCAGCCCACCAAAUGUCCAGCCAAAUGCUAAUAACAGAGAAAUUAAAGAUCGAUUUUCUCAGUGUGAAACUACAAAGAAAACUUUAUUUCCGAUGGAAAAUGCUAGUGAAGAAAUCAGAGACACCUGUGGCAGUAGUCAAGAUGUAGCAGAUUCUUCUAGUAAAGUAAUUUUUCCUGAUGAUAUGGAAAAGAAGAGAAUAAACUGGAUGAACACAUGCAACUCUUGGUUUAAAAUAUAUGACAAAAACCAAAGAAAGCAAGCAACUGUAAGAAAAAGACUAAGGAAAAGUUCAAUUAGCAAGAUGCCUCCACUAAGUACAGAAAAGAUUAUUCAUAGUGGCCCUUGGAGUACGUUGCAGCAGGUCACAACGCUUACACUCGAAGAUUUGCCAGCUUGUAGCCUCUCAACCUUAUCUGAGUGUUCAAAUCUUCAAGUUUUGACUCUGAGGCGCUGUGGACUGAUUGCACUGGAAGGACUAAGUAACUGCAAAGACCUGAAGUAUAUCAAUGUGGAGGAGAACAACAUUCAGGUAAUUGACUGUGAAAAUCUGGAAAAUCUCUGUAUUCUCAUUCUGAAUAAGAACAGUCUUUCAUCAGUUUGUGGCUUAGAUGGAUGCAAAAAUCUCCAAAAUCUUGAACUUUCCUACAAUAGAAUCACUCGAAUUGGUGGUCUGGAGUCACUGAAAAAUCUCCAGCAAUUAAUUGUGGACCAUAAUCAGUUAAUCAGCACAAAAGGUCUUUGUGAGGUACCUACUCUCAUUCACCUAGACUGCUCUUUCAAUCAUCUCACACAAGUUGAAGGCAUUGAGAAUUGUGGCCUACUUCAAGUUCUGAAGUUGCAAGGCAAUAAUCUCCAGGAGCUUCCAAGACUGGAAAAUCAUGUUCUCUUAAGAGAACUAUAUUUGGAUGACAAUAGCAUUUCUUCUCCGAGAAUGCUUUCUUUGUAUUGGUUGCCUCUAUUGCAGAUUCUUUUGCUGUCUCAAAAUAGAUUAAUUGACCUUGUGCCUUUAAAUUCAUUUGUGUUUCUGGAAAAGCUUGAUAUCAAAAAUAACUGCUUGUCAGAUCUUAAAGAUGUCCAUAGCUGGUUUAGUGGCUGUCAUAAACUAAAGGAGUUGUCAUUGAGUGGGAAUCCUCUUCUCCAAGAAAAGAACUGGAGAUCUUCCAUGUUGGAGAUCCUUCCUAGUUUACAGUUGCUUAAUGGUGAAGUCUUAAUCCAUCAUACUUUACCCACACCUGAAAAAAUCAAAGCAUCAGAAUUAGGAACUUUUCUGGAACUUUGUCAAGUUCAAAUUGCGGAAACUAUUCAACUGAAAAAAAAGGCUGCUGAAUUGGAAAUUGCUUCUUCUAUUGAUUCUGCACUGAGACAAUGCUGGUAUUUUAAUCAGUUGAUGAAACUUAGUAUUAAACAUCGAUAUGUACAUGAGUAUGGUGAACUGAACAUUACUGACAGAGAUGGACCAGAAGCACUUCAAAAUCAUUUAAAACAAACAUCCACUGGCUCCCUACAGGAAAAUAACCUCUUUAUCAUGGGUGUGACAGAAAAUAAACAGGUCUUGUUGGAUCCUUCCAAAAGAUGGAUUACUACUGGUGAUAUUCAGGCCACAUUCAUUAACUCCUCCAUACCUGUGCAUCAGAAGGAAAAUAGAGGAGAUCAGAGAGUGAAGCAGGAGAGCACUGAAUCUUGUAUUAAUUACAGUGGGGAGAGCAAAGGCAACAAUAACAUGUCAAGCCAACUCACAUUGCAAAAGUCAGUGAUAGUAGCAAGUGAUAUGGGAAGAAAUCUCCAGCACUUUGGUGAUGAUACAGAAAGACUACAUACAGCAGCAUCCUUGAUCCAGUCCUUUUGGCGGCAGUACCAUGCUCAGAGGAAAAAUGAUUGCAGUAGAACAGAAAAUCAUCAGUUUGUAGGAGCUUUGAGACAGAAGCAUGAAGCUGCCACAGUAAUCCAGGCAUUUUGGAAGGGUUUUCUUUUGCGAAAGAAACUGGCCAGUGCUCUUGCAGAUGUUAAAAGUGAUGAAGUGGAAGAUGAAUACGAAGAAAUAAAUGUGGAUGCUUUCACGCUUUCUGAAGCUGCAUUAGAGAAGGAAUGGCUAACUCUAGAUUCCACCCGUUUCCCUUCAAAAACACUCCUGCUCUCAAACCAGCUGCACUGGCCAAAGAAGUUUUCUAGGCCUUCAGAUUCCAGUGGACAUUCAAAUAGUUUGCCAUUAACACCACAAGAGGUUUGGCAGUGUGCUAACAGACCACAUUCAUAUUCAGCAGAAAAAAUCCAUUUUCAUAGCAGGUCAGGGAAGGAAAUAAUGUCACAGCUUUCUAACUGUCAAGAAAAAAAGGAAUUUUUAUAUAUGUCUGAAAAAGAAAAGAAAAUUUCAGAAGAAUGGGGUUUUAAGCAUAUUUCUACUACGCAGCUAAUGCUGAAGAGGGCCCAUAGAAUGAAACCUAAAAAAUACAGUAAUAAAAAUUUAGACCCAGCUGUGCGCCUGGCGUUGUUCAAAAACAAUGAAAAUAAACAUCUUUCUGUGAAACCACCAGGGAAGACACAGCCUAUAAAUGCUGAAUACUUUGAAGGUAAAGAAAUUUCUCAGCUGGAUACUACUUUAGAUGAGAAAUUACAGAGUAAAGGCUUCACAUACCAAUGGCUUCAUGCACAGCUUUUGGAUUAUGAAGCAGCCAGUUCCAGAAAUACGAAGUGCUGUCAUUUUUUGCCUAAGAUAGAUCCUGCGAUAUGUGACAAUAGACAAGUACAACUUGUGGCAAGCCCUGUAAGCAGAGAAGACAUGGAUUUAGACCUUGUUUCCAUGGCCGGUGGAAGUGCUUUGACUGAGAACAGAGAAAAAAAUAAGCCGCCACACAGACACUCAGCAAGAUCCUCAAAAAAGAAUAUUUCUACUCCAGAAAAAUCAUGUUUGGGUCCAUCUCAUAGAGAACGGAUAUCAUUUCGAGACCAUCCAGUGGAGCUAAGCGGAGGAUGGGGAGCAGGCAAAAAAAGGCAAAAGCUUAAAAAUAUUAGCUGAAUAUUGGAGAUAACUAGUUGAAUUAAUCAAACACAGACACACAUAUGGACAGCUCUGAAUAUCAAUUGUUGUAUUGUUGUAAUUGUAUUGUUGUAUAUUUCAUUUAUUACCAAUAAACCAGUUUCAGUUAACUACUUUUGACUUACUUCAUUAUACAUGGUUACAGUGGUUUGGGUUUUGUGGGAUUUUUUUGUCAAAGUAUUUUAUACCUGUCAGUAAGUUAUCAUAGUUUGUGUUUCCAAUUGCUUAUAUGUUCAUGUGGUAUAGAAUGCAGAAGUGAUUAACUCUACAAGGUUUGUUGUGCAGAGACUAAGUUUAGCUAAGCUAAGCUUGCUUAUAAGAACUGGAUGAGUCCAAAUAUAAUAAGGAUUCAUGUGAUGUAUGUCACAUAUUGAAACGCUGAAUUCUCAUUUUCUCACAAAAUAAAAUACAUGCUUGCAAACUGUGUUGUGAGCUAUAACAGCUGGCAAUGCCAUUCUUAGAGAAGUCUGUUUAGAAUAUUUUACUGAACCAGUAUACAAAUGUUGAGCAUGCACUUUUAUUAGGAAUAUAAGUAGUCCUCUAGAUCUUACAUCAUAAAUUAUUGUCAUAAUAUAAUAAAGCAACCUGUUAUGUUUUUUUACUUUCAAAUACUGUUUCCUGGAGGAUUUAAAAAAAAAUAAUAAAAGGUUCUCAUUUCAUUUUGGGAUAAUGUCAAAUUAGAUCUAUAUGUCACUGUUAACUCAAUUUAAUUUUUUCAGACUUGUGUGUAAAUGUUUUGUGGUGCAAGGAAACCUAGAGAAAAAGAAAUACUGUCUCAUGGUAUCUAACACAUGUGUUCAUGGGUAUCUAACGCAUUACUUCUAGUCAAUGCUUUAUCCAUGAGCAUAGAGGACAGAAAAUGUUCCUUGAUUUCAAAGCCUAACAUUAUUUUAAUGUUUUUAAUGUUUGAGGGUAUAAGUUGCUAAUUGGAUCUAAGAAAAGGCUGUUUUUGGUAUUUCCUUGUCUUUGUAAGCUGCAACCCCCUGUAGAUGGAGAAAGAGGUGGAAUGGGUAAUGGGGCUUGAAACUUCAGUCAGUAAAAACAUAAAUUCUUGCAUUGUGGCUGUUUUUAAAAUGUAUUUAAAUUAACAUGUGUUGUUAUUUUGUAAAGUGUUUUUUAUGAUAACGUAUAUCUAACUAUGAGUUAAAAGCAUUUAUCUCCAUUUUUGUGAAUACUUGCAUUCAUUUUCAGGUAAAAAGAUGAUUGACCUCAUUGAAAAUCUCCAGUAAAUAAUUUUACUUGUUUGAACAACUGUCCUGUUUUUAUUAUCACUUUGCUUUUGAAAAGUCAGUGCAACCUAUUUCAGAAAAUAUUUCUUUGCCUUCCUGGGGAAUUAUGGUCAGGUUGCUUAACCUGACUAUAGAAAUGCUGUGGUUGGCAACAGGGUAUAAAUUGUCAGUAGAUGUUUAUUUCGCCUAGUUAGUUUCCAAAUGUAUGAAGUUAGUGCUCAGCUUGAUUUCAGGAUCUGCAAUAUAAUGACUUUUAACUGUCAUCAACAAAUAGUGGAGCUUUUGUGGGUUUGCUUUUAACAUCGAGGUUCUAAAUUUUUUAUGGAAAAUUUUGUUAUUUCAAGAUGUCUACCACUGCACCUGGUAGUGUGUGUAGCCACUGUUACAGGUAUUAACUGGAAAUCAAAAUACAAAAUCAGGAGGUUCAUGGCUUAACACUCCUUGCAGAUUGUUCCCUCUAUUUGUCUAGAGUAUCCAUAAUAUACUGUACAUCACCAAAACUGUAAAUAAGGGCUAUUUCAGAUUUUAUGGGUCUUUCUAUAUCUAUCUGUAUCUACAUCUAUAUCGAAAAAAAUAUCUGCUGUAUAAAAAUUAUUAGACUUAAUCUCUUUGUUUUCAGGGUAUUUCUGAAUGAGAAAUACCUCCCA
Molecule: messenger RNA, 6712 nt
Organism: Cyanistes caeruleus (blue tit)
Lineage: Eukaryota; Metazoa; Chordata; Aves; Passeriformes; Paridae
Gene: LRRIQ1
Product: leucine rich repeats and IQ motif containing 1
Molecular function (GO): protein binding
Source: RefSeq, a predicted model, not a curated record